UUUAUUUAUUAAUAUUUAUUAAUUCCUCUUGUAAAUCAUUUAAAUUAUUCCAUUUGGUAUAAAGUAUGUUAUUUUGUCGACACAGCCUGUGCAAUUAACUACCUGUGAAUAAUUUUUUACCAAUUCAGUCCUCGGUUUACAAUUAAAUGAUUCUUUUUUAAUUAAUAAUGUCCAGACGGUACGAUUCUCGUACUACGACCUUCUCUCCCGAAGGGCGUUUAUAUCAAGUUGAAUAUGCUCUUGAAGCUAUAAAUAAUGCCAGUCUUACCGUUGGCGUUUUAUGCAGUUCUGGCGUUGUCCUGGUAGCUGAUAAACCUAUCAGCUCUAAACUACUUGACCCUGGGAAAAUCAAUGAGAAGCUGUACAAACUUGACUCGCACAUAUUCUGCGCGGUCGCAGGACUCACCGCAGACGCCAACGUACUCAUCAACAUGUGCAAAUUAUACGCACAAAGACAUCGAUACUCAUACGGUGAACCACAAUCCAUCGAACAACACAUCAUACAAAUCUGCGAUCUCAAACAAAGUUACACGCAAUUUGGAGGGUUAAGGCCGUUUGGUGUGAGUUUUUUGUUUGGGGGCUGGGAUGAGAAUUUGGGGUUCCAACUCUACCACACCGACCCAUCCGGGAAUUACUCUGGCUGGAAAGCAACCGCUAUCGGAAUGAACAGCCAAUCCGCACAAUCCAUUCUCAAACAAGAGUGGAAAGAGGAUUUAACGUUGGAGCAGGCGGUGAGAUUGGCGAUACGAGUGUUGACGAAGGCGAUGGAUUCUUCAACGCCGCAGGCGGAUAAAAUCGAAGUUGGCGUCCUGUCCAAGGGCGAGACUGGCGAAUUUGAGCCCUUUGUUGAAAUGCUAAACAACGACAAAGUCGACACACUACUCAAGUCCAUCGCUCAAGAAGAUGUUAAACCUAACCAACCCAAUAACUAA
This is a messenger RNA of Theileria parva strain Muguga, 932 nucleotides long. RefSeq names its product Proteasome subunit alpha type-4-A (gene PAC1). Lineage: Eukaryota; Apicomplexa; Aconoidasida; Piroplasmida; Theileriidae. Gene Ontology annotation, cellular component: proteasome core complex, alpha-subunit complex; cytosol; nucleus. The transcript has 3 exons. The record is from RefSeq and is a predicted model, not a curated record. Gene Ontology annotation, biological process: ubiquitin-dependent protein catabolic process. Bases 168 to 932 code for a protein of 254 amino acids.